This is a messenger RNA of Rubroshorea leprosula, 1493 nucleotides long. Lineage: Eukaryota; Viridiplantae; Streptophyta; Magnoliopsida; Malvales; Dipterocarpaceae. The record is from the annotation of a GenBank genome assembly.
CCAGUUGGGAGAACAAAAUUACUACCCACAAAAAACAAAUCAAAUUAUCAUGAGGAAGCCGGAUCCUUCUGCCGGGAAGAGCAUUGGUGGCGGCGCCACCAAGCUCAGGAAGGGGUUGUGGUCGCCAGAGGAGGAUGACAAGCUCAUGAACUACAUGCUGAACAACGGUCAAGGUUGCUGGAGUGACGUGGCCAGAAAUGCUGGUCUGCUGCGGUGCGGGAAGAGCUGCCGUCUCCGGUGGAUUAAUUACCUCAGGCCUGACCUCAAGCGCGGCGCCUUCUCGCCCCAAGAGGAAGAGCUCAUCAUCCAUUUGCAUUCCAUUCUAGGCAACAGGUGGUCCCAAAUUGCGGCUCGUUUACCGGGGAGGACAGACAACGAAAUCAAAAACUUUUGGAAUUCAACCAUAAAGAAAAGGCUAAAGAAUUCAACCGUACCAUCACCAAACACGAGUGACUCAUCGUCGUCGGAGGCUAAAGAUCACCAGGCCAUCGUCGGCACCAGAGGUUUCGUGUCUAUGCAAGAACAAGGGUUCGUGCCCAUGUUCAUGCAAUCCACGGCCCUGAAUCGCGCUGGUACCGGAGAUGCCUCACCGAUGUUUCAUCAGCACGGCAUGAACAUGAUGUUUGGUUCCAAUGGGUACUUCAAUAUUCCGGUAGGUUCGAGCAUGGCACAUGUUGGGGUAACCGAUCGUUUCUAUGGGGAGAAUGGGGUGUUUGGAGGUGCUGAGAUGGGGAUAGACUAUGUCCCUCCUCUGGAGAGUAUAAGCAUUGAAGAACAAAACCCUAAAACUGAAAAUACAUAUGUUAACAACAAAAUUACCGAGAAUAUGACAGGGGCUGGGAAUUUUUGGGUAGGAGAAGAUGGGGAAUGGGACUUGGAGGAUUUGAUGAAGGAUGUCUCUUCCUUUCCCUUUGAUUUUUCAAGUUGAAUAACCUAGCUUUGUGGCUAAAUUACCCUCUUAACCCUUCCUUUUCCCCAAAAAAACAAUUCUACCUACAUAUAUACAACCUAGCCAUAGAAACCAUACAAAAGGAAAAUUUUAUAUGUUUUUUUUGAGUUAUAAAACUACCCUUGAGGCUUAGGUUUCUGGGUUUUAUGUGUUGGUUCCUUACAUAUGAUUGUCCCAUAUAUAGAUAAUUUUAGGAAGGUCUGCAGGAAUAAGAUGAAAUUCUUACAUUUCAUGCAUAUUUCUUAUGGAGCGGCAAAGGGUAUUUUGGUCAUUGACCAAAACUCGAUCAGAUAAAUCAAAUAACUGGGAUAUGCUUUUUGUGAAGAUCAUGUGGAAUAUAUACAAUGUAGAGAGGGACAUAAGGAGGUUAGUACAUAUUUUUUGGUAUAUAAAUGUUGUACUAGUAGUUAAUUAAUUCAGAUUUGGAAUCGAGAUGUACAUUUUAUCAAGAUUUAGACUCUCUUCCUGUCUCUCUCAAUAUCAAUGGAAUAUUUAGUUUUUUGGCUUUCAAUUUCCUGCUUCCAAAUCAAGCACUCCUUGGGAG